Laetiporus sulphureus 93-53 is the source of this 576-nucleotide messenger RNA. RefSeq lists its product as uncharacterized. The annotation marks the transcript as partial. Gene Ontology annotation, molecular function: cyclin-dependent protein serine/threonine kinase regulator activity; protein kinase binding. The record is from RefSeq and is a predicted model, not a curated record. NCBI's taxonomy places the organism in Eukaryota, Fungi, Basidiomycota, Agaricomycetes, Polyporales, Laetiporaceae. Gene Ontology annotation, cellular component: cyclin-dependent protein kinase holoenzyme complex; nucleus. Gene Ontology annotation, biological process: regulation of cyclin-dependent protein serine/threonine kinase activity. The transcript is spliced from 2 exons.
AUGUCUCUAGAUCGUCGUCACCCUGCCUCUCUCCUACCGCGAUCCGUACAUAAUCCGGAGCUGGUUGACCUCAUGCGUCAACCAGUCUCGUACGACAUGAUCUGCUAUAUCGCGCUGCAGGCGACCAGGGUGAUCAGGCUGACUGAGGACCCUCUUCCGACUCCGCCGCACACGCCGCAGAAGACGACAUUCAGCGAUGACGAGAAGCUGCAAUCUCUGGCUCAGGCGCCGGGUCUCCCGUCACUGCAGGACUUCAUCAUCAUGAUCGUGCAGGCGUCCAACGUCCAGGUCCCCACUCUGCUGACGACGUUGAUCUACCUUGAGCGUCUUCGGACGAAGCUGCCCAAGAUGGCGAAGGGUAUGCCCUGCACGAGACACCGUGUGUUUCUGGCGACCCUCAUCGUGGCUGCCAAGUAUCUCAACGACUCGUCGCCGAAGAACAAGUGCUGGGGCAUCUACGCCUCUCUGUUCGACUUGGCCGAGAUCAACCUUAUGGAGAAGCAGCUGCUGUUCAUCUUGGACUAUGAUCUGCGGUUCGACGAGCCUGAGGCGAUCUUGCACUUCGCUCCCUUCAUG